Molecule: messenger RNA, 1685 nt
Organism: Tachyglossus aculeatus (Australian echidna)
Lineage: Eukaryota; Metazoa; Chordata; Mammalia; Monotremata; Tachyglossidae
Gene: CCDC127
Product: coiled-coil domain containing 127
Exons: 3
Coding region: 117-899 (260 amino acids)
Source: RefSeq, a predicted model, not a curated record
CCGCCUCAGGCUCUCUGUCAACAGGGCCGCGGCGGGGGAGACGCCUCUUUCUCCGCCUCCUCCGGAUUGAAAUCCGAAUUGUCGCGUCCUCCGGCCAGUCCAAAGAGGAGAGCUCCAUGAAUAACUUAAAUGACCCACCUCGUUGGAACAUUCGUCACCGUUCCGGGGACGACGGAGGUGAUGGCAGUCGAUGGAAUUAUGCGUUGCUGGUUCCGAUGCUCGGAUUGGCUGCUUUUCGUUGGAUCUGGUCCAGGGAGUCUCAAAAGGAAAUAGAAAGAGCAAGAGAAGCAUUCCACCAAAAAACAAUCGCUUUCCAACGGGAUCUUGAAACCAGAUAUCAUGACACAAUCAAAGAAAACCGCCGCAAGGUUGCUCAUUUGGCUUUGGAGCUUGAAAAGGAACGUAACAGAACAACUAGUUAUCGGGAGGCACUGAUUUCCCAGAGCCACAAAUUAGUGGAGGAAAGAAAGGUUCUAGAAAGGGACCGUGCCCUGAUAUUGCAAGAAAAGCAACAGCUGCAACCCUUGGGAAAAGUAUAUCAAAGCUUUCUGAAAGAGGAAGAAGAGUGGCAAAAGAAAGCUGGUCUUUUGCUGAAAGAGUUUGAAGAAGCACUUACAGAGAGGCAAAACAUCUACUGCAGUCUAGUUCUUCCUCGUAAAAAGCGAUUGGAAAUGGAGAAAAACUUGCUAGUCCGAGCAGCAGUUGAUCCAAUCGCCUCAGAAUUAGAGAUGGGAGCUGGUUUAACAGACAUAUUUAAGCAUGACUCUUAUUGUGGUCACAUGUGGAACUCUGACAAAUACCAGAAUGGGAAACUCAUGUGGCUUUAUCUCAAAUAUUGGAAAUCAGUUGUCGAACUGAAAAAAUUCAAGAAGGUAGAGAAAGCUGUUUUAGAAAAGUAACAGAAAAGUGGAUGAGGAGGCUUCCCUUCACCAGAAUGUCAUUCCUGGUGUUCUCUGUAACUUAGCUGCUCUUCUUUCUUUGAUUUUGAGCCUGCCCUCUAGACUGUAAGCAGGGAAUGUGUCUUCCAGCUCUGUUAUUAUUAUACUCUCCCAAGGGUUUAGUACAGUGCUCUGCCCACAGUAAGUGCUCAAUAAAUACCAUUUAUUGAUUGGUUCCCGUUAUGGCACACCAAAACUACAGCACCCCCUAUCCUUGCCUGUCCUGACUGGCUGUUGGAUUUAGCUCUACUCAACAGCAGUUUACCCUUCUCUCUCCGGGAGGUGGAGUUGCUUUCAAGAAGUUUUGAGGGUGAAGCUUUCCCAAACCCAUUGGCAUUUUAUUUAGGUGAAUACCACCACCUCACACCUCUAGGUAGCCCUGGGGGAGGAAGUGUAUAAAAGAGUUAAUUCAAAAUCCAAGGACUAUAUUGAUUUGAAUAUAUCUUCCAAACCUUUUUGAUCUCCCCUUGCAUUAUUUCAAUUAAUGGUUUCUUCCCCUCUCCUCCCCCUUCUCUCAACCCCCCAUUUCCAAAUAUAAGAUUCAAAAACCCGGUGUUAAUUUAUGUCCAGAAGAGGGACGCCACUGAGGUAAAACUAGGUUGUUAAUAAUAAUAAUAAUGGUAUUUGUUAAGCACUUACUAUGUACGAAGCACUAUUCUUCGAUUAUUUAACCUCUAAGUUGUCCCUUGACUCCAAAUAAUAAUAAUAAGUUUGGUAUUUAUUAAGCGCUUACUAUGUGCAAAGCAC